Molecule: messenger RNA, 1688 nt
Organism: Saccoglossus kowalevskii
Lineage: Eukaryota; Metazoa; Hemichordata; Enteropneusta; Harrimaniidae
Product: ATP-dependent RNA helicase DDX24-like
Molecular function (GO): RNA helicase activity; ATP binding; nucleic acid binding
Source: RefSeq, a predicted model, not a curated record
AUAAAAUGGCGACGUCCACAAGUAAGCAUGGUAAAUUAGGAAAUAGAUUUAAGAAGAGGAAAAGAGGUGGAAUGAAAGACAUAAUGUCCAACGCAAACUGGAAGACUGUAGAUCUUGGUGACAUGGAUCUUUCUCAGAUUGACGAAGCCGGAGAAAUCGUGUGUUUUGAAGAAUUGACAGAUUAUACCGUACUUACGACAUCGGGGUCGAAAAAGCAAAAGAUCGCGAAAUCUCCAAAAAAGUCGGAGGAAAAAGAUAAGGACACAGUGAAAAACACCAAGACUGGGGGAAAGAAGAGGAAACUUAAAGAUGAUGAUGAUGAACCACUGAAAAAAAAGAAAAAAAAAACAAAAAAACAAAUUAAAAAGGCUAAAGAUGUGGAUCAAGAAAACAAAGAUAAUCCUAAGCUUAACGACAUUGAAGAGGAGGAGAAGACCACUGAUGAUGAGACAGAAGAUGAGGAAGAAUGGAAGAAAAUUGAUAUGUCGUCGUGGUUGAAUCUGCUGAUACCUGAGCCCAUUCUACAUGCCCUGGCAGAUCAGAAAUUUACCUGUCCAACUCCAAUACAACAACAGAGUCUAAUCCCAGCCAUUAGAGACUAUAAAGAUAUCAUCGGAGCGGCUGAAACGGGAAGCGGUAAAACAUUGGCUUUCGGUAUUCCUAUCCUGCACCAUAUAUUAAACAUACAAGAAAAAGAAAAGAGGCGCAAAGUGAAAGAUUUGGAGACUGGCGAAGACCACCAGCAUCAGGGUUGUAAUGACUUGUUAGCAUUGGUAUUGACACCUACCAGGGAAUUAGCGAUACAAGUCAGAAACCAUCUUGUUAAAGUUGCCAAAUAUACCGGAAUACACAUUGCAGUAGUCGUUGGAGGUAUGUCGAAGCAAAAACAAGAAAGAAUUUUGAAGAAAAAGCCACAGGUUGUCAUAGCAACACCUGGUAGACUAUGGGAACUUGUACAACAGGGUGACACUUAUCUGAACUCAGUCAGUGAUGUCAGAUAUCUUGUUAUAGAUGAAGCAGAUAGAAUGGUGGAACGUGGUCACUUCGCUGAGUUGACUUCUAUAAUAGACUUAAUCAAUGGAAGUAAAAAAACACACAAAAGGCAGACAUUUGUGUUCUCAGCCACGCUAACUAUGGUGCACCUGGGACCAAAACGAAAAUUAAUGAAAGGAAAGUUUGACAUGAACAAGACACAAAAACUGGAUGAUGACAUGCCUGUUUUUCCAGUUGAACUGAAGUAUUUAGCUGCAGUCAAGGAAAGGGUCAAAUUAACCAGAAAAAUUGACAAAAUGGAUCACAAAUUCCAGAAAUUAAAACAUCAAAAUGAUUGGUUUACAAGAAAUGCAGAGGAACUCGAUAUAGAACUAGAUGAAGAUUGUUUACACGAUCUUGGGGACAGUGCAGAACAGAAAGAUCAUCGCAAACAUUUGAAAUCACUUAGAAGUAAUUUGAAUUCAAUGUUGAAGACCACUCUUUUCCCAAAAGGGUUUUCUGCACAGUACCCAACAAGAGGGGGUCAGUUUACCAUGCCAUAUAAACAAGUUUCAUCUGCAGUUGGUAAAAGCGCUACAGAUGCUGUUGAUGCAGUGAAACAAGGUACCCAUGGAAUGAAGAAAACACCUCUGGUCCGGUUUCCGAAAGGGUCAAAACAGAAAAACAAACAUAAAAGGAAGAAAAAGAAUAAGUGA